AUGUCGCACUUCACCACUGCGACGCUGCGCAGGCACGACGUGGACCCCCUGGCGGCGGCGCGGGCCGCGUCGCGCAUGCAGCUGCAGGGCGCCUCGUGCCAGCUCGCCUACCUGGACGUCACCUUCCAGGACAGGGUGGACGCCAAGGACCAGGUCCGCUUCAAGCGCCACUGGCAGCGACGCGUGCAGCCCGGCGACCCGGACGUGGUGACGCUGCGCGACGUCAAGGACGUCGUGCUCUUCCAGGUCCAGCAGGGGCUGCCGGCAGACUUGUUGACGCUGUUCCACACGCGCCCGGUGGACCGCUUCCUCCGCACCCUCAUCCUGUACUGCUUCUACUACAUCCAGGUGGGGCGGGACUACCACACGCUGCUCAUGGGGGAGGGCGCGGCCUGGAAGUACCACCACAUGUCCAACGGCGUGCAGUCCUGGUCGCAGCGCGACGCCCGCCUGUGGGAGCUGCUGCUGCGGCUGGCGGUGCGGGUCACGUGGGUGGCGCUGCAGCGGCGCUACCUCAACCUGGUGGACGCCGAGGUGGGCCGCCUCUUCCGCGGCGACGCCUUCAACCUGGCGGCGCGGCGCCAGAGCGGCAGCCGCCGGUCAGACUCUGGCUACAAGAGCCGGAGGCAGGUCCGCGACGUCCGCGAGGAGAUCCUGCACGGCCCCGAGGACGGAUCCGGCGGCUUCCUGAACCUCUUCGCCCAGUCGCCGGCCACCAGGGAGCUGCUGGGCCGACCAGGCCGACCCGGGGAGGAGCCGCACUGGACCCUCCUGGCGCUGGGCCGGCUAGAGUUGCCCUGGUUGGCCGAGUCGCUGCGGCGCGUCGAGGCGGCCUACACUCUGAGCGAGGAGCAGCUGGUCCGGGAGCACGCCUCGUACAUCGGCAUCAUGGGCAUGCCGCGCGGCCACCUCGACGUCAUGCUCAACCUCAGGGACAAGCAGCGGCGCCACGAGCUGCUCUUCAGCUCCAGCGUGGCACAGCAGUGUUCCGCUCUAUUCCCAGCACAUGACGAAACCAACUACGAACAGCCAGAACCAGAACCAGGGACCUUCCCGUAUCCUUAGGUUUAAUAGCGUUAAAAGAAAUGGAUUGUACAUCUCUAGCUUCUGAUACCUGACAAAACCAAACAAACAUACUCUUACUUCAUGAGUGUUAGCAAACAAACCGAAAAGAUCAAGACUUUCUAAACAAUAAAAUAAAAGGAUUUACCUGACAA
This is a messenger RNA of Thrips palmi, 1217 nucleotides long. RefSeq lists its product as uncharacterized. NCBI's taxonomy places the organism in Eukaryota, Metazoa, Arthropoda, Insecta, Thysanoptera, Thripidae. The record is from RefSeq and is a predicted model, not a curated record. The coding region runs from base 1 to 1065 and encodes 354 amino acids. Gene Ontology annotation, molecular function: phosphatase binding. Gene Ontology annotation, biological process: negative regulation of phosphatase activity. The transcript has 8 exons.